GGUGGAAUCUGAAAUGACAGGGGGGUGGGGGCUCAGGUUGAAGUGCCUCUACCUGCGCUCGUGUGAGGCACAGACACAGAGGAGGCUCGACACCACUCUACUUCGACGGGGCUGAUCAGAACAGGUUGGAAAUCUGAGAAAAUAUCGGCAUCAUGUCAAAAGAUGUUGACAGAAAGCAGGUGUUUCAAACCACCAGGGUGCGGACUUCACUGAAGAAUGAUGUCAGUUGGAUCCAAAAAUCAAAUCAGGAAGAUAAAGAAGAAGACAAAGCAAGGAAGGACGAUGCUGUGGAGACCAGACCUGUAGUUGUCAGACAGAGUUCAUACGUCCUGUCCACAGCCAAGAAAUUUGAAUUAAUAGAAUCUCCACUGAGCUCUCCUCUCAAAAACACACAGUUCAUUCAGUCUGAAGGCAAUUCAGCUUAUCGGGCAAAUGGUGAAGUUAUUCCUCUUCAAAAAGAUGCUCAGCCUGAGGGGUCAACAGUGGAGACCACAGAUGGUACAAAGCCCCAAGUACUCCCAGAAGAAGUUAUCCAAAAUGAUGAAGCACAACCAGAAAAAUCUGUUGCCAACACAUCUGCAGAAAACAAGGAAGAUGCAGCAAUUGACCAGACAAACGUAGAACACAAUGAGAAGGCUACUGAGGUCUCUGCAGAUAUUCACGUAGAAGAACAUAUCCAAAAUGGCGAGGCACAGCAAGUUUCUUCAGCAAAGGAAAAUCCAGAGGCUGUGUCUCCUAUGGAGUCAGCUGAGCAGCCAGUUGCCAACACAGCAGCAAAAAAAAAAGGAGAAUGUGCUGAUAUAAUAGUUGACCAGUCAAACACGGAACACAUUGAGGUCAAGGUCUCUGCAGAUGCUCAUGUGGAAGAUCCUGUUGCAGAAACAUCUGCUACGGUUGGCACAGAGGAGAGUAAAGACGUCCCUGCUGCACCUUCGGAACCUUCAGACGAAACACAGUCAGCAAAUGCAACACAUUUGGAGGAUGCAGGGGUAGAAUCGACUGUCCAACCUGCAGAGGAGAGUUGUGGGAAAUGUCCACUAAAACAGUCUGCAGAAGAAAUAGCUGAAACCGUAGCUGAGGCUCAGGUGGAGUCAUCCCCUGAUAAGAGUGAUGUGAUUAAUGCAACCCCAGGAGUUGAAUCUGCUCUCCAAGACAAUGUGGCACCAAUCCCUGACUUAGUCGCAGAACCUGCAUCUGAAUCACCCUCUCAACCUGCUGCUGAUCCAGCUGCUGCAGAGGGGAGUUGUGAGAUAGGUCCUCCAGAACAGGCUGCAGAAGAAAUUGCUGAAGCCGUAGCUGAGGCUCUGGUGGAGUCAUCCCCUGACAAGAUUGAUGUGAUUAAUGCCCCAUCAGGAGAUGAGGCUGCUCUCCAAGACAAUGUGGAACCAGUCCCUGACUUAGAGGCAGAUAUUGUAUCCGAAUUGCCUAUUCAACCUACUGCUGAAACUACAGUCAAGUCUCUAAAGUGUAAUGUCGACUCUGCAGCAGAGUCAGCUUUAGAGACCAGAGCUGAAGAGGUAGUUGAGUCUGAAAUCCAGCUUGCUGACAACACUAUCGUUAAACAAAGUGUUGCACCCGAGAGUGCAGCAGAUCGUGUGGAUGAGUUGAGCAUCGAAGAUGCAGUUGAACCUGUGACAGCUUUAGAUGCUGAGGCUGUUCAGGAUAAGUUAGUUUACAGAGCCAUUGAACUGACAGAGGCAUUAGAUGUGGAGCCACCCACAGCUGAAUCUGCUCCUGAACCCCUAAAAGAUCAAGAGCAACCCCACACUGAGGAGACGAAACUGAACCAGUCUGAUGAUACCAACAUCUCUGAAAAGUUUGAAAAGCCUGUGGAGGAGGAGCCACAAUCCACACAAACUCUGAAUGACACUAGGUACAGCAGAAAUAUGUGUUCAUUUUGUGACAAAAUAAUUGAUGGGAAUGUCAAGCUCACAUUCAGUGAACCUCUGGUGAAGUACCAUCCAGAGUGUCUGAAGUGUGGUGUGUGUGCUAAGGCCCUGGGAGAUAUGCUGACCCCCAUGUUUUUGUAUAACCAAGUGAUCCAAUGUGAUGGCUGCUUUGCAAAAACUCUCUAGACCUGAAACCUAACUGGGACAAUUGUCAUCAGAGAAGACCCAAAGCAUACUGUGAUUAAUGUGUAGUUUGGACUGAGUACCUCACCACUGUUGCCUUAACUCUGUAUUCUGUCUUUUGAACCAAUUUCUGAAUGUAUUUUAGGACAUAGUGUAUUGUCAGGAUUAUGUAAUGAAAAGGUUUGGCAACAUAUUAUUUAUUGCCAAAGAUGAUUUAGGUCCCCCUACACUCAGAAAUAUGUUUUCCGUCUUGUUCAUACAGUGGGAUGUUUUAGCUUCAGUAUGCAGGAUGAUGUAUGUGCACAGUUUAGAAGGAUGUUUUCACAUUAAUUUGCUGAAAGUGGAAAGUUUCUCUGUGCUCACAAAAAAGGGUCUAUGAACAUGAUUUGUGACAUCACAAAUAGUUUGGAAGUCAACUGCGGUCCAGUUUGCAACUUAUAAAAGUGUGAUAUAGAAAUUUGAAGCCACCAUUGCACACACAUUUAUAAUGGAUGCAGUGCAGUAGGAGACAUAUUGUGUCCACCAGGAAAACCUUAGAAAUUAACAACAUUUGCAUAUUCAGAGAUUCUGGAAUUUUUAAUGAGUUAGAAAAAGGAGAUGCCUUUUUAAAGAUUUUAAUAUUUCAAAAUUAUGCUUUUCUUUUUUUUUUGCAGAAAAAAACAUAUCAGACACAUUAUUGUUUCAAGCAGACUAUUUGUAUAUGUUGGAAUACAUGUCUGGAGGAGAUUUUUAAAUGAAGUACAAACAACAUGAAAUAUGUUUAUUGCCACAUACUGUAUAUGGUUAAAAUAAAACAAAUUACUGCCUCAGA
Messenger RNA from Dicentrarchus labrax (European seabass), 2883 nucleotides. RefSeq names its product A-kinase anchor protein 200. The transcript is spliced from 10 exons. NCBI's taxonomy places the organism in Eukaryota, Metazoa, Chordata, Actinopteri, Moronidae. The record is from RefSeq and is a predicted model, not a curated record. The coding region runs from base 153 to 2075 and encodes 640 amino acids.